UAGAUAUAUCUAGAAGGGGAGUGCGGAAGGUUUCUUCGAUCUGGGCUGACCUGCGGAAAAAUGUCAUCUUCUCGGUUGCCAAGUCUUGUGUAUGCCUAAAAAAACGCCCGGACCAGUCGUCAAAUAUGUUCGCGUGGCUCUUUUGCUCCGCGCGGGACGUGGAAGGUUCCCGGGUCCUUUUCUCAAGUACGUUCCUAGCGAGAUGUCUGUUUGCUUUCCUGGCGUGUGAACGUGCGGUGACCGCUGGCGGCGGGCAGAACGGGAAAGCCGGGCCGGGGAGCGGCGCGUUCCGAGCCGGCGGGCUGUACCAGGCGUCCCGCCCGAGACCCGUCCUCGUGCUCGGCGGCACAGGCUUCGUCGGCGGCACGGCGGUCCGACUCCUCAUCAAGUCCGGGGAAUUCGACGUCACGGUCGUCACCAGGGGAAACUGGCCGUGGGAUUCGAAGGCGCUGAUUCAACCCCACGUCCGCCACGUCGUCUGCGACCGGACGUUCGCGUUCGGACUCUCCGACUGUCCGGCCUUGACCCUCAUCCUCAGGAACACCACCUUCGAGGCUGUGCUGGACUUCAACACGUUUUCCGGAGAACAGAUGCUGGAUUCCGUAUCCGUCGUGAAGAACAGGGUUUCCGGAUUCUACCUGUACGUUAGCAGUGAUUCCGUGUACGACGUCUGCGACAGACGACACCUCGGGCCGACGCGGGAAACGGACGCCGUGAGGCCGAAGAAUCGCACCCGCCAGGAUGAGCUGAACGACCGGGAGAGUUAUGGCCACUGGAAGCUGCAAGGGGAGGAGCAGCUGAUGAGGCAGCGGCAGGCGGGCGGCUUCCCUUACGUCAUCCUCCGCCUACCUGACGUGGUCGGACCGCGCGACUCCACGCACAGGUGGUGGAUGUACCAGCUGUGGGUCAGAUUCGCGCACCUGGUGCCGCUACACCUGCCGUUCAGCGUCAGGUACACCGACUUCAGCCUGGUACAGGUAGACGACGUCGCCAAGGUUAUCCUGGACAUCCUGUUCUCCAACUCCUCCGUCUACGACCAGGCCUAUAACCUCGCCUUUAAGGAGGCCUUCACUCUCAACUCCUUCUUAACGUCCGUGGCGAAGGAGCUCGGCGUCUCGGACGUCAAGUUUGACCAGCGGAACGCCGGGGUCCACUUCUACCCCGAGUCCCGGGCGGGAAUUCUGGACACAGCCAAGGCGGAGGCCAUGUUGGGGUGGAAGCCCACGCCUUGGGAAAAGGCGCUGCACAGAAACUGCGUGUUCUACGAGUACGUGAUGACGCAGAGGACGUUUAAAACGUGCGAGUUGAAACACUUGGUGAAGACGUUCGCGUCGGAUGUGGACAGUAGCGGCACGAAGGCGUUUUUACACAUGUUGAGGGAUAUGUACGAUAUAGAGACAAGAGAGCUGUUCUGGUACCACCAGGAGUUAUAAAACACAACCUCGGUGGCAAUGGACAGGGAGAAAA
Messenger RNA from Branchiostoma belcheri (Belcher's lancelet), 1467 nucleotides. RefSeq lists its product as uncharacterized. The transcript is spliced from 3 exons. Gene Ontology annotation, biological process: beta-D-galactose catabolic process via UDP-galactose, Leloir pathway. The record is from RefSeq and is a predicted model, not a curated record. Gene Ontology annotation, cellular component: cytosol. Gene Ontology annotation, molecular function: UDP-glucose 4-epimerase activity. Bases 126 to 1433 code for a protein of 435 amino acids. NCBI's taxonomy places the organism in Eukaryota, Metazoa, Chordata, Leptocardii, Amphioxiformes, Branchiostomatidae.